Dendronephthya gigantea is the source of this 930-nucleotide messenger RNA. Its product is annotated as hypoxanthine-guanine phosphoribosyltransferase-like. The transcript has 11 exons. The record is from RefSeq and is a predicted model, not a curated record. NCBI's taxonomy places the organism in Eukaryota, Metazoa, Cnidaria, Anthozoa, Malacalcyonacea, Nephtheidae. Bases 113 to 736 code for a protein of 207 amino acids. Gene Ontology annotation, biological process: hypoxanthine metabolic process; guanine salvage; IMP salvage. Gene Ontology annotation, molecular function: magnesium ion binding; hypoxanthine phosphoribosyltransferase activity.
UGGUGCGUACGUACGCCUACCAGCUUACGAAGUACGAAGUUCAUUGUGUGCCUAUAAAAUUCUGAGAGAAUUUGCAGCAGUUUUGACCACCAGAAGCUAUAAGAGUUCGCGCAUGAGACAUUUUAAUAGCAACAUGGCAGGUUUUAUCAAGAUUGAAGAUGGACACACUUUUUCCAAAGAAAUGUUUUGCAUUCCUCAUCAUUAUGAAGAUUUCCUGGAGUCAGUCAUGAUUCCUAAAGGCCUUAUUCUUAACAGAGUUGAACGAUUAGCUCGUGAUAUUUGUCGUGAUUUUUGUCAUGGUCCAUUAGUAGCUCUUUGCUGUUUAAAAGGUGGUUACCAAUUCUUCUCACAUUUGAGUGAAUUUAUCAUCAAUUAUAAUGGGAAUUCAGGUCAGUCAGUCCCAUUUUCGAUUGAUUUCAUACGUCUGAAGAGCUACGAGAAUGAUUCCUCUACUAAUGACGUUAAAAUUAUCGGCGGGGAUGAUUUAUCUUCUAUAACUGGAAAGAACGUUUUGAUUGUUGAGGAUAUUAUUGAUACUGGAAAGACGAUGGAAAAGAUGCUUCAAAUUGUUUCACAAUUUAAACCGGCUCAGGUUAAAGUCGUCAGACCUGAUUAUAUUGGUUUUGAAAUCCCAAAUCAUUUUGUUGGUUAUGCCAUAGAUUACAAUGAAUAUUUCAGAGAUUUAAGUCAUAUCUGCGUUAUCAAUGGAAAAGGAAUAAAGAAAUAUGAGAAAUAGAUCGGGCUAAAGAAAUGAAGAAAUCAUCGACGAAACGACUACUGAUUUAUGACUGAUUUUUACAAACGGCAUCUAUACAAUCGGCAAUUCCAAACAUAUCCGGGAGUAAUCCCGAAAAUAUGAAAUCGUUCUAUUUUAAAUGCAUUAAGAUAUUAAAUUAAUACAUAUAUUUGUGAUGAAAAUUUCUACUUAUG